GUAAUAUUAAAGUACUGGAGUGUCCGUAUUAGAACAACGAAAAUUGCCCAAAAGAGUGUCCGGGUAAUUAGAAGUGUCCGAUAAAUUAGAAGAUAUACGGUACUAAUUAAUUAAGGAUGGUUUCCACGGAGAGUUCGUCUCGGCAGUAUUUCUCGGCACUAAGUGUGUUGGGGGUGGUGGUGUUGGUAGGUGUGCCCGUCUGGUGGAAGACGACCGAGGUGUACCGAUGCCCCUUACCGUAUGAGGAGAUCGUGGGCCUCAGGGCUCAGCAGGUGCCCCCAGUGCGGGCCCUCACUGUGUGGGUUACCCAGCUGAGCAGCUCUGUGAGGGAACUGGAUGAUAUGGUACAGCAAAUGCAGAGGGAGCUUGUCGAUGGAUCAGUGUCUGCCAGUAAUGUGAGGAUAAGAACACACUACGUUGUGAAGCCUCGACAGCUAGGCUCCACUGACAAAGAGAAGCUAAUGUCGGCUCUACAGUCCAACACAAUGGAAGAUUUCUCUGCAGAGGUUGCUAAGCUACUCCCCUCCCAACUGGGCCAUUACACUCUGGUUCUGGUGGAUUCGGGACUCGUUGAAAAUCGACCAAUUGGAAAAGAGCUCUCACAUGGUUACGUCAGUCAUUACCGCCAUGCUCUUGUACUGAACAAAAACAAAGAUUUCUCAGACUCUCUACCAACUGCAUUGAAGAUCGUGAGAGGUAUCUAUGGCGACCGGAAACAGCUGGAGAAAACGUUAAAAAGUACAGCAGGGCUACAGCAAGAGAGGGUUGAUCUAGAGAGCAUGCGACAGCUCAGAGCAGCACAAGGCUACCAGAUCUCGUUCACACUCUUGAACCCUAACCCCUCGGAAGUUGAGACCACUUGGAACAUUGAAGAAGCCACACAGCAAGUUCUAAUGCCCUUUCUUGAGCACCCUGGAGUGGCCAGCCUUGGCAAGUACUCUAUCAGCUCUCAGGUUUUCUACUACACUGACGUUAAGUUCAAGUCUCGCAAGAAUAAGGCUGGUCUCGGCUACCACAUCCUCUCCUCCCAACUGCCCCCCAUGAUCAGCAGCAUCGAGUCAAAGCUAGGUUCCCUCGUCUCCCAGUUGCCUAGCCUCCAUUUCCUCGUCUAUAUACCCAAACUCUCCGAGUCUCCCCUCUCGAUACUCCCCUCCUCCAAGAGUGAUCAACACACCGACACAUUCCUCAUACCCCAGUGGGGAGGUGUAGUCUUCUAUAACCAUGGCAAUGUGACCUCUGACCCUGACAUUGUGGAUGUGAGGAUGGAGAGAGUUAUGCCUGUGUUUGUUAAACAGCUGAAACUGUUGCUAGGGAUACCGUCAGAGCUGCCACCUAUUAGCGAUGUGAAGCUGUCGAAUGGACCACUGGGGAUUACUGACUGGCAAGCUGAUCAUGUGCUUAUUGCUAAAAUGGUCGAGAGUGUAUCCAUGGCAUCAACGACUUUAAUCUCAUUGGUCAGUCUACUGGACAAAGUCAAGAACAUGGUCAUCAGUGAUCACAUUCAGGCCGAGGUGGAAUCUUCUCUUAACUCUAUCAAGCAGUGUUACCAGAUGUCGGCCGAGGGUGACCUGGACGCUGCCUACACACUGGCCAAGCAGGCAAUGGACUCUGCAGAGACGGCAUUCUUUGAUCCCUCUAUACUAGAGCUACUCUACUUCCCAGAUGAUCAAAAGUUCGCCAUAUACAUUCCCCUCUUCCUGCCCAUCAGUGUGCCCAUUCUCUUCAGCUCUAUCGCUGCUAUCAAGUGGCUCAAGACGCUCAGAACUAACAGUGCUCAAAAAUUAAAAUCAGACUAGUCCUGUAUACGUAUCUAACUUUGGCAUGUAGCAAGAUGUCACUCGCGUGAUUACAGAGAUGUUUGUAUCUUAGCAGACAAAGCCACAGCUUUUCCACCUUUA
Molecule: messenger RNA, 1898 nt
Organism: Halichondria panicea
Lineage: Eukaryota; Metazoa; Porifera; Demospongiae; Suberitida; Halichondriidae
Product: GPI transamidase component PIG-S-like
Exons: 18
Coding region: 117-1796 (559 amino acids)
Biological process (GO): attachment of GPI anchor to protein
Cellular component (GO): GPI-anchor transamidase complex
Source: RefSeq, a predicted model, not a curated record